Molecule: messenger RNA, 4207 nt
Organism: Physcomitrium patens
Lineage: Eukaryota; Viridiplantae; Streptophyta; Bryopsida; Funariales; Funariaceae
Source: RefSeq, a predicted model, not a curated record
GAUGAUGAGACAAAGGCACCUCGUGCGAUUGUCCUUGGUAAUCAACUGUUGAAGGCGCAGGGUGCUGUGGUCGAUAAGAGUGAUGAUUUGUGGUAUGACAACGAUGAAGAGCCUCAGACUUGGGGUGGAGUUGAUCAAGCAGAGGUUAAUGCUCGCCACCUUCACCGUCGAAGCCAAUUGACUGGUUUUUUACGUUCGAGUCUUGCACCAGGAGUGUCAAGUUUACUACCAAGGUCUUCUCAGAGUCUUGUAAAAGUCGCAAGUUGGAGGAUCUCGUCGGCUUCAUGUCUGAAUUCCAGAAAGUUCCUGUGCCAGGUUACUCGAAUUUGGGCAGUGCUUAUGUUUGAGCGAAGAACUGAAACAUAGGUAUUGCUCAGUGGCAAUUCAGGUUGAAAGAGCGAUAUGAUCACGCGUACUUGAAAAUACAAGAUUUGAAAGCAGGAUAGCAAGUUGCUCUCUAUUAAUUCCUUGUAGAAUCACGUAGAAAUUGUUACGUUUGUUCUUAGGAACGAUGGGAGGACUUCGAUCACCUGACAUACGCUCGUCAUAUCUGUGAGAUAUAUCCAAAUUGUAAUAAUCGGUUUUGGAAGUACUGAAGCCGCUUCUUGAUGUGUAAGACUACAGUUAGCACGAAGAGUGCGGGAAAUCCGAGAAACUCGAAAAGCACCAGCUUCCUAUGGUGCAGCAACCCGGUUGCGCAAGUCAACCAAUUUUUUGGAUGUUGUACCUAAAGCAGACGACCUUGUCGAUCCCUUGGGGCUUGGGUAUGCGUAGCACAAACGUUUACGUUUCCUCCAUUUGUGUCCCAUACUAGAUGAUGUCUGUUUCGUCAAGCUUUUCUUGGCCAUGUGACUACAAACUGGUACGGAGGAGAGGAGUCCAUACAGCGUUCAGUCAUUGUGGGUCUUAUAGACAUCAGAAGUUUGACACUUAUUCCUACAGACAAGAUGGAGAAUCUUCUCCCUAGGACAGAUAAAUGGAGUGAUAUAGGACGAGGUCUCUUGGAAGUCAAGAAGGAUGAUAUGACGACCGCUACAAGAAAUACAUGUGGAGAAGAUCCUACUCACCCCGAACUCUCAUGUAUGAAAGAUUUUAAUACCAGAGAGAAAGUGGAUUUUCAUUCGGAGAAUUUCGACGUAAGAUUCUUCCUGGUUCAUAUACAUCCGAAUACCAGUGCGCAUGAUCUGGAGGUUGCGGGGGAUGCUUUGAAAGGAAAUUUGCAAAGUCACAAAGAAAAUCUAAUGAAAUUGGUGAAAGAGAAUUUUGAUUGUUUCAUCUCCUGCAAAAACACCAUUGACGAUAUACAUUCAAAGCUCGAACAAAUAGAGUGUGCCAAAGAGGGUACUGGAACUGAGCACCUUCACAAUGCCAUUGCCGAAGUCGUUGUUGUUGCCAAGCGAGCAUUUGCACCCCUCCUCGAACUACAGUCUCAAGCUGAGCGUACCAGAUCAGUUCAACGAAUGCUCAAGAGAUUUAGAACUCUUUUCAACCUGCCUAUGGUUAUUCGAUCGGAUAUCAGAAAGGGUGAAUUCGGCCUUGCAAUUCGAGAGUACGAAAAAGCUAAAUCAUUGGCGUUAUAUUCACAUGUUGGUAUUUUCGGCAGGGUGCUGAAAGAGGUUAAAAUAAUUAUUCAGGAACUCGCAGAGAUGCUUUACAAGAGGAUGGAGGAUCCUCAUCUGGAGCUUUCUCAGUUGAAGAACACUUUUCGGCUCUUGUUGAAGCUUGAACCAAAUUCAGACCUUCUUUGGCAUUAUCUCACCAUUCAGGAUCGUAGAAUUCGAGGGCUCCUGGAAGGAUGUACUUUAGAGCACGAAGCUCGCAUGAAGGAUCUUGUUGGUCGUGUUCGACAGCGGGCCCAGUCAGAUGCACGUUGGAAGCAACUUCAGCGAGAACGAAAUAAGGGGUCAGAUGUAGAUUUUAACCUGCUUUUAGGCAGUAAGAACUCGGAGCAAGGCCGAAACAGUAUCGAAGAUUCAACUGACCGUGAACCAAAUGCACUUUUGAGUCUGCUGAUUCGGCGACUCACGGCUAUUAUCGUGACACACCUGCCAAGCUUUUGGGGUCUUGCGAUCUCUGUCUUUAAUGGGAGUUUCUACAAGGUUACAGUUGGAAGCCUGGAAAUGCGAAAGUUGGGAAGUGUCUUAAACAGUGAGAGUGGGAGUUAUACUUUUGGAAAUGUUCCGAAGCCAAUUUUCAUCUCUCAUUCUCUUGAUGAAGUCAUUACCAUGAUCCAUUUCAUCAUUUCUCUAUAUGAGUCGAAGGUCAAGACUGCAUUUCUUGCUCUAUCAGGAGCGAAUGUUCUUUGUCCAUACAUGCUGCAAGCAGUAGCAGAAAUUUCUAAGGCCUGUGUAACACUAGAGGGUAAACGUUGUGUUCCUGCACGUGCAUGUAAACUUCUCCUCAGAACCUCGGAUGCCAUGUUACUAUUGAAAAAGUAUUGUAAAGUUGAAAUGCUGGUAGUGCUGCGGACUGAAGUGGCAAGAGUAUAUGUUCAGCGAUUAUGUGCCUUCAUGAACAUGGCCACUGCAGAUCUUGUGAACGAAGAGGAUUGGAUUCUUAUAGGCCCGAUUGAACGUGGCGGUUCAUCUUUUACAAUUUCAAGUACACCUGUCAGAUUUCAGGACAUGCUUGAAUCUACUAUGGAACGUCUAACUGAGUUGCUGGACAGGCUGAAACAGGAAACUCCUCAGCACGAGGAUAUGGUUUAUCAGCUCCAGCAAAUGCAAGAUAACGUUCAGCAUACUUUUUUUAUGUGUUUUCGCACUCUUGCUGAGAAUAUGGAACGGCUAGAAUAUGAGCUCUUCAGAACUCUUCCAGAUGAAAAUGCCGAAACAGAAAUCGAUCAAGAACAAUUAGGGCCAGGGAGGUUUGCGACAUUCAUCGCUAGAAAUGAAGUGAGUGAUCACCAUCAGCGCUUGCUGGUGCUGCUCAGUAACGCUGGGUUUUGCAACACACUCCUCCUGCCUGAGCUUUCUAGAAAGUACCAACAGAUUUGGUUUAAUGUGGGAAAGGACGAGCAGAAGGAAAUAAGAUCUGGGGACAGUCAAGUGACAGCAGAAGAAGUGUCAGUCAGUUUUUCAUCUUUGGAAAUCAAGAUUCUCAACCGAUACGAAUAUGUAAAGGGGACAUCUGUUGGAAAAGCUGCUGCUGAUUUCCUGUUAAAUGAUGGGACACAUUGGUCUACUUCCCCACCGGUGAAGGGCAUACGAGAUGCAGUGGUGGAGUUGCUUAAUCCUCUUGUUUCCGUUCAUGCUGAGGUAUGUGCAAUGGCUGCAAUAUUUGUAGACAAGGUGAUAAAACAUCUAUCGGUAGAACUCAUGGACGCAUUGCUCAAAGUCUUCAUAGUGAACAAGAGGAAGGUUCUUAAAUCUCUUGAUGUUCAAGGAUACUGCCAGCUUAUGCUCGAGAUUGAAUAUAUUGAAGCUGUACUCGGAGGAUAUCUAACUACACCUGCCCGGGAUGUAGCACUUCAAUGUCGGAGCUUGCUUCUUGACGAGGUUCUUGAGACUGUUGGUGACAUAUCCGAUCUAGGUUCAAAAAGGUCCACGAGCAGUGAUGAUGGAGAUGACAUGGGUUUUGUGAGCAUGUCACAGGAGGAAAUACAGGUACUUGCAGAAAAUGUCAUUGCAGACUACCUUCCAAACGAGUUGAAGAGAACACGUAUCAACGUCUCCUGUUUCAUGGAUGUACCUCAGGACAGUAAUCUGCAAGAAAGGGGGCCCAGAUUCACCCAGCAACCAACUCUAUCAAGAGGUGUUGUUCCUGGUGUGUUGAGGUCAAGGUAUUGCACAAAAAAUUCUACAUCAAACAUGACUGACUCCGAGUGGGAAAAGCUUGUCAGUGCCUUUCCUCCCAUCCCGGAGUCAUAGAUUGAUUAUUUAGUUAGAUUUGAAAGAAAAAUAAAAAUAAAUAAAAAUCACAUUGUAAAAAAAAUAAAAAAUCCAAAAAGAAAAUAAAAACUACAAUAAAAAAUAAUUUAACUAUUGAAUAGAGAAAUAAAGAUAUUGUGUCUUGUCAGAAUGGGUAGAAUAGGGAAACAAUAAAUAUGAAAAUCUACUUUCAACCGUAUAUAACACAUAUAUGAUAUAUCUAAUUUUAUUCAAAAGAUUGAUUACUAUAUCAUUUGUUAUUGCAUUUCAUAAAAAUCUCAAAUGCAAUCAAUAUUUUAGAGAAAGCAAAAGAAGUUUUAAGAUUUUUCUUAAGAAAA